AUGGCUUCUGUCGGCGGCACGACAGCUGGCGGAAGCGACGGGUCAGGGACCCAGAGAGCACGAGCUGAAGGCAACAAAGGAGGCCGUGGGGGCCGCGGCGGGCGAGGCCGGGGUCGAGGCGACUCGAGCGCACGCGGCGGCGGAGGCGGCGCCAAGCAACGUGGCAAGGGACGAGGGGGCUCUAAUGCCCAAGCAGGCGAUACCCCGGCCGCACCAGCUGCAGAUGCGCAAGCCAAGCUGGCACCAGCUGGCGGCGACGCCGACGACGACGCCGACAGCGAGGUGUGCUUCAUCUGCGCCAACCCCGUAACGCACAUCUCGAUCGCGCCUUGCAACCACAUUACCUGUCACAUCUGCGCGCUCCGCAUGCGGGCCCUUUAUAAGAACAAGGACUGCCCGCAUUGCCGGACGGCGGCGCCGUUUGUAAUCUUCACCGACGACGCGAACAAGCGGUUCGACGAGUACACCAGCUCGGAUAUCUCUAGCGCCGACGAGAACAUCGGCAUCCGCUACACCAACGAGGACAUCGUGGGCGACACGGUCCUGCUGUUGAGAUACAACUGCCCAGAUGCGUCGUGCGACUACGCCGGCCUGGGCUGGCCCGACCUGCACCGACACACGCGGUCGGCGCACAACAAGCGCAUGUGCGAUCUCUGCACUCGCAACAAGAAGGUCUUCACGCACGAGCAUGAGCUGUUCAGCGACAAGGGCGUCGGCGACCACAUGCGCAACGGCGACGACAAGCCCGGCGCCGAGAACCAGAGCGGCUUCCGCGGCCACCCACUCUGCGCCUUCUGUGGCGAGCGCUUCUACGAUGACGACAAGCUGUACGAGCACUGCCGGCACAAGCACGAGCGCUGCUUCAUCUGUGACCGCAGAGACUCGCGCCAGCCACACUACUACCGCGACUACAACGCGCUCGAAAAGCACUUUGGCGAUGAUCACUUUCUGUGUGCCGACAGGGAGUGCUUGGAGAAGAAGUUUGUCGUCUUCGACUCGGAGAUGGACCUCAAAGCACACCAGCUGAGCGAGCACAGCAACUCGCUGUCCAAGGACCUGAGGAGGGACGCGAGGCAGGUGGAUAUGGCCGGCUUCGACAUCAGGCCAUCGUAUCAACAGGAGAGGAGAGGGGGCGGAGGUGGCGGCAGCGGCGGAGGAAGGGACGGUCGUGAUGGCGGCAGGGAGGGGCGCGGACGAGGCCGCGAUCCCAAUGCGGAGCCCAUACCGGCAAGCACCGCCCAGCCCAUGCGGAGAGACGAGAUCGCAUUCCAGCGCCAGAUGGCCAUCCACUCUGCGCAAUCGAUUACUAGCAGGACGUUUGGUGGGCAGCUCACCACACCCGGUUCGAGCCAAAACCCCGCUCCAUCCCGCGCCGCCGGCGGUGGUGGUGGGGCCUCGACAGGGGUUGGACGGGGCCAGGGGGGCGGCGCGCCCCCUGCCGACGCCUUGGCGACACUUUCAUUCACGGGUGUCACGAACCUGACGCCCCAGGACCACGCCCGCCUCGCGCGGCACGGCGCAGUGAUCGAGCGUGCAUCAAACCUGCUUGGCAACGAUGCCGCCAAGAUGACCAAAUUCCGCGAGGACAUCUCAUCGUAUAAGCAAGGCUCCUUGUCAGCCGGGCAGCUCGUUGAUGGCUUCUUUGCGCUCUUUAACGACACUUCUUCCAAUGCGCUGGGCACGCUCGUUCGAGAAGUGUCGGACCUGUUUGAGGACAAGGCCAAAGGCGACGCCCUCCGUAAGGCGUGGCAGGACUGGCGCGCUAUCAACGAGGACUACCCCUCGCUGCCAGGCUUGGGAGGCAUGCACGGUGCUACCUCUCCGUCUAGCGGAUGGGCCGGCGCCGUCGGAGCCUCGCCGCUGAUGUUGGGCGGGGCGACAGUGACGCAGCAGCAGAGGCACACGACAAGGGUGCUGAAGCUCAAAAAUAGCACACGCCGGGGGAGCAGCUCAAGCGCCGGCUCCUCGGCUCCUUCUAUGGGCGGGAGCAACGCGCCUUCGGUACCAGGCGCAACAUGGGUUGCGGGUUCGUCGAACAGUAAGGCUGGACGUCCCCAAACAACCUCCUCGGCCGCGUUCCCGGCGCUGCCCAGCGGGAAUAAGAGCGGCGCGUCCAAGACCCCCGCCCAGCCCUCGUGGAUCGGCGGGACUUCGUCGUCGGCUAGUAUGGCCAGCACGAGCAACGCACCGCGGCCUAUCGCCCGAACUGCGGCAACGGCCAUUGGUGGCGGUGGCAGCGGCGGAGGAGGAGGCAGCUCACGCCCACCGGCGGGCGGACAGGAGUUCCCCGCGCUUCCUGCUGCCCCUAAACCUCUCACCACCAUCUUCGGCUACGGAACGGGGGCGGUACGUCGAGACCUGGGUGGAUCCAGGAAUACAGGUUUCUCGUGGGGAGCAGGAUCGGGUGAGUCCUCGGCGCAGAACGGCGGCGGGGACGGCGAGGCCGACGCGGGCGGCGCAGGGGGCGGUAAGAAGAAGAAGCAGGGCAAGAAGCAGGUGCUUGUGCAGUGGGGAUAA
This is a messenger RNA of Gaeumannomyces tritici R3-111a-1, 2517 nucleotides long. RefSeq names its product C2H2 finger domain-containing protein. Bases 1 to 2517 code for a protein of 838 amino acids. The record is from RefSeq and is a predicted model, not a curated record. The transcript has a single exon. NCBI's taxonomy places the organism in Eukaryota, Fungi, Ascomycota, Sordariomycetes, Magnaporthales, Magnaporthaceae. Gene Ontology annotation, biological process: protein ubiquitination; rescue of stalled cytosolic ribosome. Gene Ontology annotation, molecular function: ubiquitin protein ligase activity; ribosome binding.